This is a messenger RNA of Electrophorus electricus (electric eel), 2300 nucleotides long. The record is from RefSeq and is a predicted model, not a curated record. Lineage: Eukaryota; Metazoa; Chordata; Actinopteri; Gymnotiformes; Gymnotidae.
CAUUUUUACCAGUUCCUAUAUGACUUUAAUUAGAUGUUAAGCUGACAUUGCAGAAAAAUGUUAAAAGUUGUAUUCUUUCCAGUAAAACGUCACUGCAAACAAAGUUCUGUUUAUUUUAUGUUGACAUAGUGAAUUGUGUUUGUGGUUAUUAGCAUAUUAAUAUGGUAACACAUAUAAUGCCUGCCAUAGAAUUAUAGAUCCAGCAAUUAGAUCCAUCAUGUGCUGUACGUGCUGGAGUUUUUGUUGGCCCGUGCUCAAUAAAUACUACAGAAAAUCCUGUCAUUAUCAGUAAAGAACUUAGACGACAAAAACGCACUAAGAUUGGAAAGAUUACAAAAUAUAUUCACGUACAAUUACAAAUAGAUGAAAUUAAUUUGUCUUGAUCAUCUGAAAUAAACGUGUACAACAAUUUUAAUGGAUCUGCAGUGGUGCCUCGAUGGUAGCACACCUGCGAAUAUCCUUUUACAAGAAAAUAAGAGAAAGAAAGUGUUUUUGAAUUUUUAAAAAAAUGUCACCUGUGCAUCUGCGAAAGCAGGAUAAAAGUGUAUGUGCCAGCACGUGCCCUAUCUGUACCUCAAUGGACACCGUACGCGCGUGUAGCUGUUGUUGCCUAGCAAUCGUACACAUCAUCGAGAUCUGAACGUUCCCUGCCGUGACACCUCGCAAGUGGUAAACAAGACUCAGUUUUCGGUCAUGAAGAAUACAACGAAUGUUAUUUUUAAUGUUGCUACUAAGUAAGAAACAAACUACACUGCAUUCAGGAAGUGAGUCACUCGGGAAGAUCUAAAGAAGCUUUGACGUACCAGCAAUGCCAGACCUCACUCUCUGAAACAGUACAUUUGGGAGCAGAUAACUUGUGUACACUGGCAGUGUACAGAGAAUCACACUGUCAAUUUUCAGCAAUUCAUUGUAAUAGUAGUGACUACAAGGUAUAUACUAGUCCUCUGUCAUCUAGUCCAGCACUAAUACAACGUUCCCUUGCAGUUUCCAUGCCAGCAUGUUUACUAGUAAAGAGCGAGACGCUACUGGCCUGGUGCUGAGUGUUCUGCACGAGUGGGACCAGGGCAAUAAGUCUGCCCGAGCUUCCAUGCUGCAGGAAUUCCUGACACGUAAUGCCGGAAAGACAAGUAUGGAGCUGGAGCUGGAGUUUGCUCAGGCUGGAAGCCUGUUCCUCGCUCGCAUCACUGCCUGGAUGAGACUAACCUACAUGUUUGGCACAUAUCUGGAACUUCAGCUGAGAGCACUGGAGGUGUUCCUCUCAGCUGCCGGCAGUCACAGGUAUCUGAUGGAGUUUCUGGAGAUGGGUGGAGUGCUCACCCUGCUGGAGGUUCUGGGACACAGUCAGAUCACAGAGAAGGCGAAAACGCAAGCUCUGCACCUGCUCCGAAUCAUCGCUAACACUGGCCGAAAGUACAAGGAGAUCAUCUGUGAAAGCUACGGUGUGAGGGCUGUAGCCGAGUGUUUGGCUACAGCCUGUGCUGAGGAGACCCAGCACACAGCCUCUGUCCUGCUGGAGGCAUUGGCUCAUGGGAACCCCAGAUACCAGCAGCAGGUGUACAAAGGCCUGGUGGCACUGCUAUCCUGCAACUGCCCAAAAACCCAGCAGCUUGUGCUUCAGACUGUGCGCACAGUCCAGGUUAUUGUAAAGACGGCUCACCUGAGUAUUGUAGAACCCUUGCUGAAUUUGUUGCGGUCUCUACACUUGGAGGUGCAGUAUGAGGCAAUAGAGCUUAUCAAAGAGCUGCAGCAGACAGAGGUGAGACCUGCUCUGCUCCGUGCGCUAGUCACCCUCCUAAAACCAGCCAGAGAGGGAGUCUGCAAACACAAGAUCCUUCAGGAUCCAGAGAUGGUGAAGAUGACAGAAUCACUACCACUGUUUGUCCAGCAGGCAGCUGCAGCUAAAGUCCUUCGGAUGUUAGCCGAGGAGAAGCAAGACAUAUCUGAAGAACUGAUUCAUCUUGGUGUGAUUCACCAUCUACUCUGUGCUAUGGGCAAUCUGGAACAUGCAGACACUCAAAGACAAGCAAGCCUGGCUUUGGAGCACUUUGUGCGCUCCUACCCGGUGGUGGAGGAACACGUGCGCACUGCCAUGGGACCGGCUCUGUUCGACUGCUUCAUGCACAACGCUGAACUGCUGUACAUGAGCACGGACCAAGUUCAGGCUGAUCUCUUACUGGCAAACAAAGUGCAUAUUUUAAGAGAGCCUGAAGUGCGGAAUACAGAUUCCUGACCGUCACGAGACAGAUGUGGAUUUAUUCUUUAAAUAUAUUAAACACAUUUGAUUUUUCAAGUGCAAUAAA